UAGUAACGUGCGGGAACGUGCAGCCGAGAAGAGGCGGUGUUGAUGAUGGUAGGAGGAGAAUCUGUUUCCUUCGUCUUCCGCGUUUUCCCGGAUUUCAACCACUGUCCUAAUUCCGUCGCGUGCCUCUCCUUGCACGUUAUCACGUUCAGCCCACCCUCCCCGUUGUUGUACACCAAAAAAAAAUUAUAGUCAUCGCCGCCCCCCUCCGCCUUCACGUCCCCUCAGUCCCCCCCUUUGCAAAUAUCUACUACCGCCUUCCUUCUCCACAUGCAGCAUCGGAGUCCUGGGCCCCGGCGUACCGGCUCCAGCCAUGUCGGCGAGGAAUGCAGCGGCUGGCGGCGGUGACGGAGCGACGGGGGACAAGACGGGAGAUGCUUUAGAGGAAGGGCCCCAGGGUCUCUCUGUCUCUCUGUCUGGUUUGAUGACCCCCACCUCAGCCGCUGGCAUGGCCUCAGGCAUGGAGCUGCCCAGGAAGAGGAAGGGCAGCAUGGACAACUCGGAGACAAAAUCUGCAUUGAAUCUAGAUGAGGAUAUGGAGGACGAUCAGGGCAGAUCAGAAGAUGACCAGCACCUAAAAAUUAAAUGUAUCAGGGAACCUCACAGUCAAAUUGAAAAACGGCGACGAGAUAAGAUGAAUAACCUGAUUGACGAGUUGGCAGCGAUGAUUCCCACGUGUAACCCUAUGUCCCGCAAGCUCGACAAACUCACUGUGUUACGAAUGGCUGUUCAACACCUCAAAUCUCUUAAAGCCUCCUUUUCAGGGGCGACCAGCUCCUUUGCAGAAGCAAAUUACAAACCUGCAUUCCUUCCAGAUGAUGAGCUUAAACACCUUGUUCUAAAGGCUGCAGACGGAUUUCUCUUUGUGGUUGGCUGUGACCGUGGAAAAAUAGUAUUCGUCUCUGAGUCGGUUUCUAAAAUCCUUAACUACAGUCGGACGGAGUUGAUCGGACAGAGCCUGUUUGAUUACGUUCACCCCAAGGAUAUUGGUAAAGUGAAGGAACAGCUGUCUGCAUCUGAGCUCUACCCACGGGAGCGCCUCAUAGAUGCCAAAACGGGGUUGCAGGUCCAGGCUGAGCUUCCUGUCGGAGUUGCUCGGCUCUGCUCUGGGGCCCGACGCUCCUUCUUUUGUCGUAUGAAGUACAACAAAGUUACCGUCAAAGAAGAGAAGGGCUUUCAGGCCGCUGCCUCAAAAAAGAAAGAGUCGCAGCGGUACUGCACUGUUCACUGCACGGGUUACAUGCGCACCUGGCCCACGCGGCAGCUGGGCACAGAGGGAGAGGCAGAGGCAGACAAAGACAGCUCCCAUUUUAGCUGCUUGGUAGCGGUCGGUCGCGUGCAUCCCCACACCCUUCCCCAAGCCAAUGGUGAGAUCAAAGUCAAGCCAACCGAAUUUGUCACCCGCUAUGCCAUGGAUGGCAAAUUCACCUUUGUGGAUCAACGAGCCACCACCAUUCUGGGUUACUUGCCCCAGGAGCUGCUAGGCACAUCAUGCUAUGAAUACUUCCAUCAGGACGACCUGCCACAUUUGGCAGAUAGACAUAGAAAAGAAAGUCAUAUGGGUUUGGAACGACUCGAGGUGCUGAGGAGUAAAGAGAAGAUCGAGACAAAUUGCUAUAAGUUCAAAACGAAAUAUGGCUCUUUUGUCACCUUACAAAGUCAGUGGUUUAGUUUUAUAAAUCCCUGGACCAAAGAAGUAGAAUACAUAGUGUCAACCAAUACGGUUAUAUCCGGUAAAAGUAAUCCAGGUGGAUCAGGGGAUAAGGCGGAGCAACCUAGCAGUUCUAAGGCCUCAGAAGAUGAUGCCAAGAAGUCCCAGCAGGUUCCAAUCAUCCCGGGCAUCUCCAGUGCCUCAGGCACCAUGAUUUACGCUGGCAGCAUAGGGACCCAAAUCGCUAAUGAGAUAAUGGACUACAAUAGGAUGAACUCCUCACCAUCCAGUGGCAACACAAGUCCAUUCAGUUUACCACAGGACAAGUCUCCACUGGCGCAGACCAGCAGCAAUGUGCCAAAUGGGGAAGCAACAGACAUGGAGAUACCUGGAAAGUCGGGCUCAGAAGAGGAAGCACGGGGUGGGGCCUUAACAGCAGGCGAACAUCUGAUGGAAGCAAGUUCUCAAUUGGAUCUGGAGGGCGUUCCAGGGUUAAGCGCUCUGAGCACUGAUGAGGCAGCCAUGGCAGUCAUUAUGAGCUUGCUAGAGACUGAUGCCAACCUCGGUGAGGCUGUGGACUUUGAUGAGAUGCACUGGUCUCUCUGAUCACACGGCUCCAAAUCUCCUUUUCUUUACAUUUUAAAAAGAUCCCUUUUCAUCUGGAGAUUAAAAAAUAUCCGUUAACUUUCACUGGGCAGCAAGCCUUUGACAGUUCUAUGUUUUUAAUUUAUUAGGAUUUUUUAAUAAGUUGGAUAAGCUGCAUGGCAGAUCAUUUAGUGGCUAACCUUUGGAGAUCAAAAGGUAAAGGAGAUCAGGAGACAUGAACAGAAAUUUACCUUAAGCUGAAUACCUUAAGCAACAUGACCAUUUUUUUGGUCUGAUGUGCAGUUUCUUCAUCUAAGCUCUGGGGUCACUGCUCCCUUGGCGCGGAUUGGACGGAGCGAGAUUCUUGGACCGUUUAAAAAAAAGGCAAGAACCAUCCAGUCAAUCAACACUUGAACUAUGUAUGGAUGCUUUGCGGCAAUGCUGGACUGAAUUUUUUAUUAAAUAACUUAAUGGGAUUUCUUUGAUAGGGGAAUCCUGGUUUUAAAGCAUAACACAUUUUGAAUUCAAUGUGUUAAAAUGAACAACAAUGAAAAAUGUGGGGUGGGGUUUGGGGGCGUGGUCAAUAUUGUUGAGCGCUUGUCAAACAGAAGUACUUGAAAGUCGGAAAAUUAAGGAUCACCGUUAGGCCUGACAGUUUUUCUCUCUCUGGUCUACAACCUGUGUGUGAAUCUGUGCUUUUCCCUUAGAUUGCCCUGCUGCUUUUAAAUGGUGUGAUAAAGUCGUGUCAAUCUGCUGUUCGAAGGAAUGUUUGGAAGAGAGAAGGUCAUAGAAAGUAUCUAUGAAUAAGGGCAGGGUAUCUCAGGGAACUAUACUUUGUGGAAUUAAAACCCUUCUUGAAAUCAAUUAUUAAAUAUUAAGCCAAGAACCAAUUUUUUUGACACUUAAGCUAGGAGUAUAGUCCCGUUUUUACGCAUAUGCAAGGGUCUGCGACGCGUACAGUACUGCACAUACUUUAAAAAUAAGUCAUGCAUGCAUAAAAAGGAGAAUUUAGUAUGUAGCAGUGGCGGCCGGUGACUUCUUUUUUCGAGGACGCUUGAUGCCAACAUGUAUGUAGGCCGUCAUGUGUGUGGUUCGUAAUUUCAAAAUAUGUGUUCUGCGCAUUGAGUGAACCUAUGUGCAUCACGUGUCUUGUUAAAAUAAGUGCCUGCUGCUGACGCGUCUAAAGGGUUUAUGAUAAAAGAGACGCUCGCGUUUGCUAGAUACUCGCAUAAUCUCAUGCAUAAUCAUAGUAUACUGUGUGUCUUGGGUGUAUUUUGUGAACGUGAGUGUCUAUUUUAUCAUAAACGGUUUUGACACGUGUGCAGCAGGCACUUAUUUUGACAAAACACGUGAUGCACAUGGUUCACAUGACGCAACAAACACAUAUUUUGAAAACACGAGCAACACACAUGACACUUUGAACACAUAUUUUGAAUUUGCGCUCCUCGGAUGAGCAGUCACGAGGCGCCGCUGAUAUGUAGACAGAAAUCAAACUUUUGUGUACACGUACAUUACGAGUCAAAUAAGCUAUACUUUGCAAAUCUGUGCGCGUACGUUCAUGCACACGUAAAAAAGCAGACUAUACUCCGGGAUUUAUAGCUCUGAUAGUGUAAAGGUGGUGUUUAUGACUUGAUCAGGGGUCAAUUCAUUCAUGGGUUUGUGUUUAGUGAGUGUUGUCCAUAUUUUGAAAUUAUGUCUCGUAUUUCUAUUUUAUAUUUGGGAAUUACUAAUUUUGGGAAUAGCUCAACUGACCUUUAAAAUACUAACAUGAGCACCUUUGUUUAAAUAUGAGUGAUAGGGAAGCAAAAAAAAUUGUGGUGUUUUUUUAGAGGUAAUCAUAGUAUUUUUUUGUUUAUUUGUUUUGUGUUUCACGGAAGAACAGGCUCAUUUUUACACAACAACAGCACGGAAAGUCAGGACUUACAGUUAAAGCAGUCUGUACAACUUGUGUGCUAUAUUCCAAUUCUUGAAAAUCCCUCCCCUGUAGCUCUCGAAAUCUAGUCGGACAUUUGUGUUAACAUUUUGUACUUGCUACCAUUUUGAUGUCCUCUUUGGAGUUUCAUAGCUUUUGGAUGAUCCAUGAUUUUGCUGUAGUGAGGAUUAACAUUAUAUCCAACAUUUAGGUUUUACAAAAGAAAUUUUCAUUUUUGUACUGACCACAGAAGACCUUAAAACUUCUUUCAAAAUCUUUAAA
Messenger RNA from Misgurnus anguillicaudatus (oriental weatherfish), 4427 nucleotides. RefSeq names its product basic helix-loop-helix ARNT like 2 (gene bmal2). Gene Ontology annotation, biological process: regulation of DNA-templated transcription. NCBI's taxonomy places the organism in Eukaryota, Metazoa, Chordata, Actinopteri, Cypriniformes, Cobitidae. The record is from RefSeq and is a predicted model, not a curated record. Gene Ontology annotation, cellular component: cytoplasm; transcription regulator complex; nucleus. Gene Ontology annotation, molecular function: protein dimerization activity; DNA-binding transcription factor activity.